UUCCACCGGAUCAACCUCGGCUUACUGUAUCCAAAACCACAUCGUCCUCCAUCACUCUUUCCUGGCUCCCUGGAGACAAUGGGGGCAGUUCUAUCAGAGGUUACAUCCUGCAGUACUCUGAGGACAACAGCGAGCAGUGGGGGAGCUUCCCCAUCAGCCCCAGUGAGCGUUCUUACCGUCUGGAGAAUCUGAAGUGCGGAACUUGGUAUAAGUUCACGCUUACGGCCCAGAAUGGAGUGGGGCCCGGGCGCAUCAGUGAGAUUAUAGAGGCCAAAACACUGGGAAAAGAGCCCCAGUUCUCUAAGGAGCAGGAACUCUUUGCCAGUGUCAACACCACACGUGUGAGGCUGAACCUCAUCGGCUGGAAUGAUGGCGGCUGCCCCAUCACCUCCUUCACACUUGAGUACAGGCCUUUUGGGACCACAGUCUGGACGACAGCUCAGCGGACCUCUCUCUCCAAGUCCUACAUCCUGUAUGACCUGCAGGAAGCCACCUGGUAUGAGCUGCAGAUGCGGGUGUGCAACAGUGCUGGCUGUGCAGAAAAGCAGGCCAACUUCGCCACGCUCAACUACGAUGGCAGUACAAUUCCUCCACUCAUUAAGUCAGUCGUCCAAAGUGAAGAAGGGCUGACGACCAACGAAGGGCUCAAGAUGCUGAUGACCAUCUCCUGCAUCCUGGUGGGCGUCCUGCUGCUGUUUGUUCUCCUGCUAGUGGUGCGGAGAAGGCGGCGGGAGCAGAGGCUGAAGCGGCUGAGAGAUGCAAAGAGUUUAGCUGAAAUGCUCAUGAGUAAGAACACUCGGACCUCAGACACCUUAAGCAAGCAACAACAGACUCUGAGGAUGCACAUCGACAUACCCCGGGCUCAGCUUUUGAUUGAAGAGAGAGACACAAUGGAGACCAUUGAUGACCGCUCCACGGUCCUACUCACGGAUGCUGACUUUGGAGAGGCAGCGAAACAGAAGUCCCUGACGGUGACUCACACGGUCCAUUACCAAUCUGUGUCUCAGGCCACUGGGCCCCUAGUGGACGUUUCGGAUGCUCGGCCGGGAACGAAUCCGACCACCAGGAGGAAUGCAAAGGCUGGGCCCACAGCCAGAAACCGGUACGCCAGCCAGUGGACCCUCAACAGACCCCACCCCACCAUCUCAGCACACACCCUCACCACAGACUGGAGGUUGCCAACGCCUAGGGCGACGGGAUCCGUGGACAAGGAGAGUGACAGUUACAGUGUCAGCCCAUCACAGGACACAGACCGAGCAAGAAGCAGCAUGGUCUCCACAGAAAGUGCCUCCUCCACCUACGAAGAACUGGCCAGGGCCUACGAACAUGCCAAGAUGGAAGAGCAGCUGAGGCACGCCAAGUUCACGAUCACAGAGUGCUUCAUAUCUGACACGUCAUCUGAGCAGCUGACGGCAGGGACAAAUGAGUACACAGACAGUCUGACCUCCAGCACCCCUUCAGAAUCUGGGAUCUGCAGGUUCACUGCAUCUCCCCCCAAACCUCAGGAUGGAGGGCGAGUAACAAACAUGGCAGUUCCAAAGGCACAUCGGCCAGGCGACCUCAUCCAUCUGCCUCCAUACCUUCGAAUGGACUUCUUAUUAAACCGGGGUGCUCCAGGCACCAGCAGGGACCUGAGUUUAGGACAAGCGUGCUUGGAACCUCAGAAAAGUCGGACCCUGAAGCGCCCCACAGUCCUUGAACCCAUCCCAAUGGAGGCCUCCUCCUCCACGUCCUCCACCAGGGAAGGACAGUCAUGGCAGCAGGGGGCUGUGGCCACAUUACCUCAGCGAGAAGGGGCAGAGCUGGGACAAGCAGCUAAAAUGAGCAGCUCCCAAGAAUCGCUGCUCGACUCUCGGGGCCAUUUGAAAGGAAACAAUCCGUACGCAAAAUCCUACACCCUGGUAUAACAAAAGGCAUGGCUGGACAGCGUUGUAAAUACAAUUUAAACAAUUCAAUCAAAGCUACCUUUUUUUUACAGAAUUCCAAUAUUUAUAAUUAAAGAAAAUUGCCAAAAUAUAUUAAAAAAAAAAAAAGAAAGAAAAUACUGAAACCACGGACAGUGCAAAGACUCUCCUGCUUUUUUUCUGUCUGAGUGUGAGCUCCAUCUGCCUGGGCAUCUGAUUUUUUGGGAAAGAAGCCCAGUUUUAUGACCUUCACGGGCUAUUGCAUUUUUACUGAUUUUCUACAAAGAGCAUGGGGGACUAAUUUAACCUUCUGACUGGAAGUUCUAUCACACAAGAGUCAAGAAAGAAAAUGGGAGGGGGGUGAAAUUAGCCUAUUUGUGAAUUUAAAAGGAACAUUGAUUUGGGGGCAGGGGACAGCUUCAGUCACGUUUGCACACCUUUCUUUCCCAUUAGAAAGCAGGUCCUCAAUUUGAUGUUCUGUUGUUAAUUAGGAUGCGUGCCGUCAGUGAUGGGGUGGGGGGUCCAAUUUGGUUUUUCUUUUUUGCUUAUUUUUUAAUUUGAUGAGACACUCUUUGCAUUUUGUCUAAGCGAAAUAAAAAAGAAAAGGUGGUCUGCCU
Messenger RNA from Castor canadensis (American beaver), 2521 nucleotides. The record is from RefSeq and is a predicted model, not a curated record. NCBI's taxonomy places the organism in Eukaryota, Metazoa, Chordata, Mammalia, Rodentia, Castoridae.